CGGGAUAAAAUUGAAUAAAAACUGACAUUAUAUCGUUGUUUUCCCUCCUAGUUUUAUUUGGAUUACGCAUCAUCAAACUGUGAAUAUCUGGCAACGCGUUUAAUACGGAUUCCGUCCUAUAAACCUUGUCCAAAAUCGAAAGGAAGUCGUGAAAUGGUUUCCACGGAAUUUUCGACAAUGAGAGAAUAGUUAUGUUUUGAACAUUUUAUCAGACCUCCUUUUAUUAAUUAAGGACUAUUUAAAGUCCUUUUACAGCCACAAUGACCUCCAAGGCAGGGAUCACAGACAGAAUAGACCCUUUUGUGAAUAAGGCUGCUAUUAAAUCGAAAAAGCAGAAAAGAUCUCAGGGUUCAUCUCAUUACAGAACUAAAAAUGCCCCAGAAUUGCAGGCAUUGCCACAUUUAAAAGAUACUGCACCGUCGGAUCAACAAGAGCUGUUCACCAAGAAGCUGCAGCAAUGUUGCGCGGUGUUCGACUUCAUGGACCCCGUGUCGGACCUCAAGAGCAAGGAGGUGAAGCGAGCGUGUCUCAACGAACUUGUAGACUACAUCACAGCAACACGUGGCGUGUUGGCAGAACCUGUCUAUCCAGAGAUUGUCAGAAUGAUCGCCUGCAAUAUAUUCCGCACGUUACCUCCCAAUGACAACCCGGAGUUCGACCCAGAGGAAGAUGAGCCAACCUUGGAGGCCUCUUGGCCCCACUUACAGAUUGUGUACGAGUUCUUUCUACGAUUUCUUGAAUCUCCAGACUUUCAACCCAGCCAUGCAAAAAAGUUUAUUGAUCAAAAGUUUGUUCUUCAAUUGUUAGAAUUAUUCGACAGUGAAGACCCACGUGAGAGGGACUUCUUAAAGACUGUACUGCAUCGGAUAUAUGGCAAAUUCUUAGGCUUACGAGCUUUCAUUAGGAAACAAAUUAAUAAUAUAUUUCUUAGGUUUAUAUAUGAAACAGAGUCAUUUAAUGGAGUCGGUGAAUUACUAGAGAUUCUAGGCAGCAUUAUCAACGGGUUUGCGUUACCGUUAAAGUCGGAGCACAAGCAGUUUUUAAUGAAGGUUUUAAUUCCCCUACAUAAAGCAAAGAGCUUGAGUUUGUAUCAUGCCCAGCUGGCGUAUUGUGUUGUGCAGUUUCUAGAGAAGGAUGCCAGUCUGACAGAAGAUGUGAUCAAGGGACUUCUGAAGUUUUGGCCAAAGACUUGUAGUCAGAAAGAGGUUAUGUUCCUGGGAGAAAUAGAAGAGAUUCUGGAUGUAAUAGAGCCCACACAGUUCCAGAAAAUCAUGGAGCCACUCUUCAGGCAGAUAGCACGCUGUGUCUCCAGUCCACACUUUCAGGUUGCAGAGCGUGCGCUGUACUAUUGGAACAACGACUAUGUGACCCAGCCAGAAAAUUCCCCGACCGCUGACUGUGGGAAGAAACUAUAG
This is a messenger RNA of Dreissena polymorpha, 1415 nucleotides long. RefSeq names its product serine/threonine-protein phosphatase 2A 56 kDa regulatory subunit alpha isoform-like. Gene Ontology annotation, biological process: protein dephosphorylation; signal transduction. The coding region runs from base 261 to 1415 and encodes 384 amino acids. NCBI's taxonomy places the organism in Eukaryota, Metazoa, Mollusca, Bivalvia, Myida, Dreissenidae. The record is from RefSeq and is a predicted model, not a curated record. Gene Ontology annotation, cellular component: nucleus; cytosol; protein phosphatase type 2A complex. The transcript has 2 exons. Gene Ontology annotation, molecular function: protein phosphatase activator activity.